Molecule: messenger RNA, 2635 nt
Organism: Fundulus heteroclitus (mummichog)
Lineage: Eukaryota; Metazoa; Chordata; Actinopteri; Cyprinodontiformes; Fundulidae
Gene: spata6
Product: spermatogenesis associated 6
Exons: 11
Coding region: 133-1494 (453 amino acids)
Biological process (GO): spermatogenesis
Molecular function (GO): myosin light chain binding
Source: RefSeq, a predicted model, not a curated record
UUCAAUCCCAGUCCUGGUUGAAAAGCGCUGGAAGGGAAAGUGUUCGUUGAUUGGUUACUUACUGGUCACAUGACCACGCAUCCGCCCUGUGACUGUUGCUGUUAUGACAACGAAGUUUGGAGAGUCAGAUGAAUGGUGGCGAUGAAGAAGAAGCUGAACUCCAGCAAAAACCGCCAGAAGUCGCUAAAAUGUACAGUGUACCUGGACAUUCAGACAGUUACGAGCCCAGGAGUCCUUCUGCACAAGAGGCACGGCAUCUACCUCAGUGUGCGUAUAAUGGGCCAGUACAAGAAGACUCCAUGUUUGCCACCUGUUUUCCCUUUACUCUUCCACCACAGAAUGGUUUUUGUCAAGACCUUCUCUGGCGUUGUUGACCCUGCUGAUGUAGCUGACCUCCUCGAAGCUGACACAACAGUUUUUGAGCUGAUUCAGUCGGUCCCUCCAGAGGGGGAGAUUCUUGCCACGAUGGAGGAAUGCAGCAGAGAUUUCCUGUACCCUGGUCCCACACUGGCUGCUACUGGAGCUGCAGAAAGAGACAUUCUGAUGAAAAGAUCCUCCUCAUUUCCUGGAAUCUCCCCUAAAGUGGAGUUUGCAACGGCGUCGGUCAUAGAGGAGAGUGGCGGGAGAAACAGCUGGGCUCCAUCACCUACCUGUUGUCUUUCUCCGGUGAGGCCAUCUUUGACCCCGUCUCAGCACACGUCAUCAAAGACGCCUUCGCCGUUUAGCAAAACACGGGACGACAAUCCGCACUGCGUGAUGUGGAAAGACGGGGAGGAGAAGCCGGACGUUGAGGCCGUUGUCCCGAGCAGAACGCCGACGUCUAGACGUUCUCCUGCUGCAUCGCCGUCGGACUACAGCCCUCGAAGAAAAAACAAGGACAGGAAGCGCAGUGACACCAGAGCUGCGGUGGACGCUGGGUACCAACGGCCUACGGUUUCCUCGACGACGCGAGCCCUGUCCCCUUACACGUACCGCAAGAUGUGCCAGCUGUCCGACGACACCAGGCAGCGGAUGAGCCACCUCCAGCUAGGGCCUCACCACUUUCGGAAGGAGACGGAGAGCCAGCCACCUUUUUCGGUCCCCCGCUGCAGUAAUGCCUCUGGGAUGGGAACGCCGGCCGCCUCCUCGAUGCUGAACGGCAGCUCCAGUCGGCGCUCUCUCAGUUUCUCAGCUGCUCACACAGAUUCGUCUCUUUUUGGAAGUCACAGACCGAGAACGGAGCGAACAGAACCGGCUGCAGUGGGGGUCCAGACGUCUCCAGAGACUCCAUCCCGCCGUGAACCCAGGAUAAAAAGCCCUGCGCAGGAGUCUGCCUCAGUUCGGGCCAGCCUGGCUGGGUCAGAACCAGGAAGGCUUCUGAAUGUCAGCGGCCGCUCCCUCAGAGACGGACUUCAGACCGGUCCGUCCUACUGGGAGCAGAUCCACAGCCGGGUCCAGAGGAUUCUGCAGACGCACAGAACCACCUGGGACCACAGAGGGAGCUGUAACUUUUAAGCCACUUCAGGAGCGUUUCACUGCAAGGCCUGGACACCAAUUCUACUAAUUCAUCCAGUGUUUUCCCUUUAAAAUGUAUAUUAUGGAAUAGCAGAGCAAUAUGUCCUAGUAAGGUUAUUUGGGGAUAAAAGAUCUGAUUCUAUUUGAAUAGAAAUCAAAUCUAAAAGUAAAAGUGGGCAAGGGGAAUCUUACCUUCAAUAUAAUUAACAUUUCAAACAUCUGAAGCACAUGAAGGUCGUUUAUUUUACCUCUUACUCGUCUUCUGUGCUGCAUUGGACGUUUAAACCAAGCAGAGCCGUUGUCCUUUUUUUCCCCCCCUCUUUAAGCCGUUUAUUAAACUGGCUCGACUAUACUGAAGCAGCGUUUUGCGUGUGUGGGAAGGAGACGUGGAGGAUGUAAGCUGCAGCUUCUGAAGGGCUCGCCUCUCGCAGCACAAAGGGGAAGCAUGAAGGUAGCCAAGAGCUACCGCUGGGAGCCCCGAGCUAAAAACAGACCGAAGAGAUUCGAGCGAGAGAAAAGGAACAAAAGUAAAUCCUGAAUGAAAGGGUAAGCGGCACAAAGAGACCGAGCCGCUACUGAAAUGCAAACAUUCAUCUUCAUAGUGUUACGUGGAAAUGUCUUGAUUGAAAAAAAUCAAAGCCGUGCGUAAUGUAUUUCUGCCGAUUCAUCUGUGGGAUGGACGUAAUUCUGCCGCUGGGGUAUUUAUCACGGCUAAUCAUGUUGUAGCUGUUACGAGCUCUCGUCACUUCUACACUGAAUGACACCACAUAUGCAAAAACAUCUUAAAGUUUUGAGAAGGGAAGCAACAGUAAUUAACUUUUCCUGCACAAAGGGACAUCAUGGUUGACAAUCUAAGCUACUUUUAGUAUUAAGGGUUUUCUACAGCAGCAGAAAUGCUAACAGAGUCCAGCUAAUCUGACAACAGCUUCAUCUUCUUCAUAUCAAUGUAAUGUUUAUUCUGCAGUCCAGAUACGCUCAUAUUUAAAUAAAGUUUCAGGUCCACAAUCACUAGAAUCACAUCAAGGAUGGUCAUGACAGACGUGUUUCAGGCACACACUUUAAUAUUGGUUGUUGUAAUUAAAAAUGAGAAGCCCUAUUCACUGAUGACUGUACAGAGUUAGGGAAUCAUCUCGUCUGUAAA